ACGUCUUGACUUCCUGUGGAGCUCCGGGGCCACUCAGCGAGAUGGCUGCAUUCCUCAGAGCUCGAAAAUAUGUCCGUAGUGUUGUGCGUUUCUCCGACCGUGACCUGUAAACGCUAGUGAACAGACCGUGUGUAGAGAGAGAGGCAGAAAUACAAGCGAGAGAGAAGACCUGCCGGUCGAGCUGUCAUGGCUGAUAAAUAUGCCGAUAUUGGAGGUGCAGUAGAGGAUGAAGAUGAAGGUUCAGACGACCCAAACCUUCAGCUGGAGCUCAACGCGUUCAGAGCCCAGUGGAUGUCCGAACUCAAGCCGAGCUCCGGAGCAGGUGGAACCAGUGAGCGACUGCUGCGAGCAAAAGGGCUGAGAAGGACCCAAGACAUUGCUCGGGAGCAGAAAGCCACAGAGCUGUUCUUGAGAGCAGUGCAGGAAGAGCAGAAUGGAGCCGUCUAUGAAGCUAUCAAGUUCUAUCGCAUGGCUAUGCAGCUUGUGCCUGACAUUGAGUUUAAAAUAAACUACAGCCGUCCUCCCGACGCAGACCGAGUGGGAGGAAACUACACGGAAGACAGUGAUGUUGAUGGUGAUAUCGAGGAUCUACUGGGCUACUUUGAGCAGCAGCUCACCCUGGAAAGCUCCUCUCCAAAGAUCUGCACUCCUGAGUUGGAAAUGACUCAGACGCACAUUUCAGCCUUGCCGCUGGAAAUCCUGAUGUUCAUAUUUCGUUGGGUCGUGUCAAGUGAACUGGACAUGCGAGCCCUGGAGCAGCUCUCUUUGGUUUGCCGGGGGUUUUAUGUUUGUGCAAGAGACCCUGAGAUUUGGCGUUUGGCCUGUUUUCGAGUGUGGGGACGGAACUGCAUCAAAGUUGGACCCUUCAAAUCCUGGAGAGAGAUGUUUCUGCAAAGGCCCCAUGUCCGUUUUGAUGGAGUCUAUAUCAGCAAAACAUCAUACAUCCGUCAAGGAGAGGAAUCACUGGAUGGAUUUUACAGGGCCUGGCACCACGUUGAGUACUACAGGUACCUCCGGUUCUUCCCUGACGGCCACGUCAUGAUGCUGACCACCCCCGAAGACCCUCUGUCCGUCGUUCCUCGUUUGCGUACUAGGAACACCAGAAUGGAUUCUGUUCUGCACGGGCAUUUCCGUCUGUCACAGGAGACCGACAAUCAAACCAAAGUUUUUGCUGUUGUCUGCAAGAAAAAGGAGGAUAAAGGGGCAGAGAUUCAAAGGAAUCGGUUCUGCAGGCGGAACCCAGCUCCCGAGGCUGAACACAUCUUCCACGUGGGACUGCAUGUGUCCUCUGGGGGGCGCCAGAGUCUCAGUAAGCUGGCGUGGAUCCACCACUCCUGCCACAUCACAUACAAGCUGACUGGGGAAACGGUUGUCACAACGUUUGACCUGGACACGAUGUAUUCACCCUUCUCCCUUGCACGUGUGAAGAGUUUCACUGCUUUCUCCGAGCAGCCCCUUUAAGCAGCAUGGAGACCUGCACGCCAUCCCACAAAGAACACAGCAAAAGUUCACACAUCAUUUUGAUGAAGUGCAUACUUUCUCAGUUGGUUUGAUUUGCGCUGCAGCUGGCUAACAUAUUAACCCUUGUGUGUCCUACACGCGAACAUGUUAUGUUUCAGGUUUACAUAAUAGAGUACUACUUAUUUUUCUGAUUUCAGAAGUGAAAGCAAUGUGCUGAGAGCUAAAAUUAUUAGCAACCUUUCCCCCACCUGUUCCAAGCAAAGAAUGUUCAUACUGUUUUUGUUUCAUGGUGCACCUUAUCCCUCAAAUAAACAGUGAUGAACAGAAAA
Molecule: messenger RNA, 1790 nt
Organism: Scophthalmus maximus (turbot)
Lineage: Eukaryota; Metazoa; Chordata; Actinopteri; Pleuronectiformes; Scophthalmidae
Gene: fbxo9
Product: F-box protein 9
Exons: 13
Coding region: 187-1461 (424 amino acids)
Biological process (GO): SCF-dependent proteasomal ubiquitin-dependent protein catabolic process
Cellular component (GO): SCF ubiquitin ligase complex
Molecular function (GO): protein binding
Source: RefSeq, a predicted model, not a curated record